Molecule: messenger RNA, 1391 nt
Organism: Durio zibethinus
Lineage: Eukaryota; Viridiplantae; Streptophyta; Magnoliopsida; Malvales; Malvaceae
Product: 1-aminocyclopropane-1-carboxylate oxidase homolog 4-like
Source: RefSeq, a predicted model, not a curated record
AUCCCAUAUAGCUUAGCUUGUUAGAUAAUAGAUCAAAAACAAGAAAAACGAAAUGGCAACAACUAUUAACGUCGAAAACAUAUACGACAGAGCCCAAGAAGUAAAACGAUUCGACGAAUCAAAAAUCGGAGUGAAAGGGUUAGUCGAUUCAGGCCUCACCGCUAUCCCUCGCUUCUUCAUCCACCCACCCGAAACUCUUUCCGACCUUAAACCCAAACGCAAACCCGAGUCCGUUGUCAUCCCAACCAUCGACCUCUCGGGGCCUCGGUCAGUGGUCGUGGAGCAAGUUGCCUGUGCAUCUCGAUCCUUUGGCUUCUUCCAGAUUGUAAACCAUGGAAUUCCUGUGGAAGUUCUGGACCGUACGAUUGGUUCCGUUAAAGCUUUCCAUGAGCAUCCAACGGACGUCAAGGCAAGGUUCUAUCGUAGGGACACCGGAACCGGUGUAUCCUUCUUUUCCAACAUUGACUUGUUUCACUCUAAAGCCGCAAGCUGGAGAGACACACUCCAGAUAAAACUAGGACCAACUCUAGCAGAAGUUAGUGAGAUUCCCGAGGUUUGUAGAAAUGCAGCGGUUGAAUGGAACACGGAGACAAAAGCGUUGGGAGAGCGUCUAAUGGGAUUGUUGUCUGAAGGGCUUGGAUUGGAUACGGACAGGAUCAAGAACACUACUUGUUUGGAGGCAAGAGUUAUGGUCGGCCACUACUAUCCAUGCUGUCCCCAGCCCGAUCUGACGAUAGGGGUUGCAUCUCAUACGGAUCCAGGAGCCCUGACAGUGUUGCUGCAGGAUCACAUUGGUGGGCUGCAGAUUAAGCAUGAAGGGGAAUGGGUGGAUGUCAAACCUGUUCCUGGAGCUCUUGUUAUAAAUGUUGCAGAUGUUCUUCGGAUUAUGUCCAAUGACGAGUACAAAAGUGUGGAGCACAGAGUGUUGGCCAAUCCUUCCCAUGAACCUCGAAUAUCAAUUGCUGUUUUCUUCAAUGCAAGUGCUAGGGAGGACUUAUAUGGACCAUUUCCAGAGCUUACUUCACCAGAGAAACCAGCCCUCUACCGGCAAUUCACAUACAAUGACUACCUGAGAAGGUUCUUCACCAAGGCAUUGGAGGACAAAACUGUGACAAAUUACUAUAAGCUGUGAAAGAUAAAUCAAAACCACGUUCUUCAAGUCAGCUAUAAUAAGAAAGAUCAGCAUCGAUGCUGUCAAUGGAGGAGAAAAUCAUAAACUAGGUAAAAAGGUUUAGAAAACACUUCUCCCAAUACAAAGAGUGUUGUUGUUGAAUAUAUUUAUAAUAAAUAUAUAUGUACACUAAGAAAAGAAGAAAUGAAAAACAAUUAGUGGAGUUGACCUAAGACUACAGCUAAGAUUGUGCCCACAGAUAAAUCAAUAUUACAGAAAA